AUGUUGCCUGUUAAUCUGUCAGUGAACAGUGAACCUAUUAAUAAAAGAGGAAGGCCAAAAAAAGUAAUUAGACCUGGCCGUCCACGAAAGAAUUUCAACCCUGUUCCACAGGCAGCUUUUGAUUAUGAAAUAAAUGCCCAACAAGAAUUAAAUCGUGAAAUUAAUGUUGAAGAAGAUUUUUCUGAAUCAAUUGUUUCACAUACUUCAACAAUAACUUUGAGAAGAUCUUCUCGCAUUUCACAAUGCAGUUCGCGAUUAAAUGAAGUUAUGGAUUCGUGGCCAGAUGAUGUUCGAUGCAAAUAUUGCAAGGCAAAUUUAUUACCAUCAGAAGCAGUUGGAAACACUGCCUUCUCUAAAUGUUGUGCAAAAGGCCGUGUGAGUAUGCCUGAAAAGUAUGCCUCUUUGCAAGACAUACCUCUCGAAUUGUUUGUUGUUUUCAACGAUCCGUUAAAACUUGAACAGCGUGAUAAAAUUUUAAAACAUUCAAUGCUCUAUAAUGAUCAUUUGGCAUUUGGUCACAUACAAAUUCAACGACAACGAGAUUUUUCUGAGUCACAUAAAAUUGUUAAAUGCAAUAAUAUGAUCAACUAUUUCUUAUGGGAUUUUAACCCACCUGGAGGUGGCGAGCAGCCUUUGUUGCGUGGUCAACUAUUUACACUUCCUGCUAUUGAAGCUGCAAAUAGAUUGAAUGAAAUUGCACUCGAUGUUGAAUUAGACGACGAUGAAAUUAACCCAAUUGAUGUUGAGCCGCAAGAUGUUGAGGCAUUACGGCGAAUUCAUCCUGGUAGACUUGAAGUGCAAACAGCUGCUGGCAGUCGCCUAGUAGCACAGAUUUAUUUGGAUACUGGGGCUAAUGUGCCUGACUCGUUACACUAUGAUGUUAUUUUGAAAGGUCGCCAAGGAACCGGACAAGUUAAAAUGUCUUGGUGGGACAGGAAUAUAGAUCCAACUCUUUUUCCUUUAUUAUUUUCGAAAGGGCAAUGUGGUUUCGGUAUGAGAUUCAUUUGA
Messenger RNA from Meloidogyne enterolobii, 1008 nucleotides. NCBI's taxonomy places the organism in Eukaryota, Metazoa, Nematoda, Chromadorea, Rhabditida, Meloidogynidae. The record is from the annotation of a GenBank genome assembly.